Molecule: messenger RNA, 1166 nt
Organism: Triticum urartu
Lineage: Eukaryota; Viridiplantae; Streptophyta; Magnoliopsida; Poales; Poaceae
Product: protein IRON-RELATED TRANSCRIPTION FACTOR 2-like
Biological process (GO): regulation of transcription by RNA polymerase II
Cellular component (GO): RNA polymerase II transcription regulator complex
Molecular function (GO): protein dimerization activity; DNA-binding transcription factor activity, RNA polymerase II-specific; RNA polymerase II transcription regulatory region sequence-specific DNA binding
Source: RefSeq, a predicted model, not a curated record
GCUGGCACCUGCCUACUACCACACUAGGUCCACUCUCUCAUCCACCAUCAUCUCUAACCUCUCGGAGAUCAAGCAGAAGCUAGCUGCGACCUGCUAGCAAUGGGGCACCAGCACCAGAUGUUCAACGACCCCUUCGCGAGCAGCAUGUCGUCACUGGAGGAGGACAUGUUCUCCGGUGCCGGCGGCUACCACCACCUCACGCCGUCCAUGCAGUGGCCGGGCUUGGAUAACGACAUACCGUCGGCGCCGGCUGCCAACAACGCCACCUCCUCCGGCGGCUCCGGAUCACAGCGCAAGAUGAGUCACAACGCGUACGAGCGUGACCGCCGCAAGCAGCUCAACGAGCAAUAUUCCUCCCUCCGCUCCCUCCUCCCCGAUGACGAUCACAAUAAGAAGAUGAGCAUUCCGACCACGGUCUCGCGGGUGAUCAAGUACAUCCCGGAGCUGCAGAAGGAGGUAGACGGCCUGGAGAAGAAGAAGGAGGAGCUGAGGCGGGCCAGCUGCGAGCAAGGCGCCAUGAGGCAGAACACAGCCCCGAUCGUGUCCGCCACCUGCCUCGACGACAGGGAGAUCAUGGUCCAGGUCAGCCUGGUAAGCACAAUGGCCGGAGCUCUGCCCAUGUCCAAGUGCAUCAAGGUGCUGGAGAACCAAGGUCUUCGCCUCAUAAAUUCGUCGACUUCCGCAUUCCAGAACAGGACGUUCUAUAGCCUCCAUCUUCAGAGAACCCAACGAACAAUGAGCAAGGAGGGCCAAACAUUGUGUAACGAACUCGAGAACGCCGUGAAGCAAAAGGCGGGACAACAUCUGCAUCAUUAGUGGAUUCUAACAUAAUAAUGGUGCAUGUCAUCAUACAUAACUCUACCAUGAAUCAAAAUGCAUGCCAUAGAUAUAGAACAAAUAAUCUAAGACAAAUAGUACUGAUGCAUGCAUGACAAUAUAAUACAGUGUGUUCCAUAUAGCUAAUAUAGUGUAUACAUUUCUUGUCCUAUAUUCUACUCUUCAUCAUGUACCCUGGCAUGUGCGCAACUUCGCGAUGAGUAUAAUUAGUAUGCAUGAAACAGUGGAGAAAAUAAAUAUAGAGUGGCCGCGAAGCAGUGGCAUGCAUAAAACACAGGCCAUUGUCGAUGUAAUUCUUACGUAUAAAUGAAUAUAUAAUGAUGUUACAA